Molecule: messenger RNA, 1772 nt
Organism: Dendronephthya gigantea
Lineage: Eukaryota; Metazoa; Cnidaria; Anthozoa; Malacalcyonacea; Nephtheidae
Product: myotubularin-related protein 9-like
Exons: 14
Coding region: 95-1771 (558 amino acids)
Biological process (GO): negative regulation of autophagy
Source: RefSeq, a predicted model, not a curated record
AAUGGCUGCCGCAAAUGUCUGAGAUUUUAAUUUUGUGCAAGUUUGGACGCGAAAUUCAACAAAGUGAAAGCGUUUGACGGUAUAUUAUCGAACUAUGGAGUUCGCAGAGUUCAUAAAAAUCCCAAUGGUCGAUAAAGUGACCCUUGUUCGGCCAGGAUUCUCCCGUGUUGUAGGAACUUUGUGUAUCACUGGACAUCACCUGCUUUUCUCAUCUCGUAUGCAGGACAGCGAGGAACUGAUGCUGCUACACAGCAAUGUGGAAAGCGUUGAUCGGAGGAGUUCUGGUCAAGAAGCCAUUCUCGUGAUUGGUUGCAAGAAUUUUGAUGUGUUUCAACUGAUUUUUCCAUUCCCUGAAGAUGCUCAAAAAGUUCAGGCAUCCAUUGAACCUUUAUCUGUUGUUGAAACCCUCAGUGUAGCCUACCCAUUCUUCUACCAAGCAACAACUGCCGAAUCAAAAAUGGAAAAUGGCUGGGAUCUUUUUGGUAUAGACACAUAUUACAUGAAAAUUGUUCAGAAAACUGAAAACUGGCGAUUGUCUUCGGUCAAUAAGGAUUACAAGGUUUGUCCAACCUACCCUUCCAGGGUCUUAGUUCCAAGAAAAAUCUCUGAUGAAGUCCUGAAGAAGUCUGCAGCCUUUCGUCAGCAUGGCCGCUUUCCCGUCUUAUGCUAUGUUCAUGGUGUUAAGAAGAGUUGUUUGCUGCGGAGUUCCCAACCGGCGUCGGGCAUAACGAUGAGAAGGUGCAAAGAAGAUGAAAAACUGUUGAAUGAAACAUUAAGUCCUGAUAGCAAAGGUCUUAUACUUGAUACCAGGCCAGCCACAUCGAUAUAUAACAGCCGAAGUAAAGGUUUUGGUAUUGAACCAGAUUCAAAUUAUCCACAAUGGAGGAAAUUUUACGGAAAUCUGGCAAGGCACAAGGAAUUUACGGAUAUGUUUCAUAAAUACGUGGAAGCGUGUAUUGACAGCGAAUCAUCAACGAGCACGUGGCUGUCGAAACUUGAGUCCAGCGGUUGGCUCAGACAGUUGCAUCUGAUUAUCAGUGCUGGUAACGUUGUUGCUGCAAAUCUACACAAAGGUGCAACAGUUCUUAUCCACGGUGGGAGUGGCAAAGACACCACCUUGAUUGUCAGUUCCUUCGCCCAGGUACUCCUGGACCCACAAUGCCGCACCGUGCAAGGUUUCAAAAGUUUAAUAGUCCGUGAAUGGCUAUCGGCCGGGCACCCGUUCAGAGAACGCUGUAUUAAACUGGGUACUUCUAACAUGAAGUACAAGGGACAAUCUCCGACCUUUCUCAUGUUCCUUGACGCAGUUUACCAGGUUAUGCAACAGUACCAAUGUUCGUUUGAGUUUAACGAUAAAUUCCUUCAAACACUUUUUGAAAAUGCUUACAGUUCUAACUACGGAACGUUUCUGGGAAACUGCGAACAUGACCGGGAGAAAAAUGGCGUUCGGGAGAAAACAGUCAGUCUAUGGAACUAUUUGAAUGAUCCUGAGAUAUUGAAACCAAUGCUGAAUCCUGUUUAUGAAUUAAAUGCGUCCGUUUUGAGCCCUUCGGCCGCCUCGCAAACGUUGUCAGUGUGGUCGGGCAUAUUCCUACGAGGUCAGGUCGAUCCCAGGAUUGAUAGCGAAAUUUGGGACGAAGUCAGGAAAAUUCAAACACAGAAUAAGGAAUUGAAAACCAAAGCUCUCGAACUAAGAAGACAAUACGUUGAACUUCAAGCCAAGGUCAGAGCUAAGUUAAAAAUGGAUCGCAGACCACAAGCGACGGCUUGAA